CAGAAACGCCUUGAUCCCAGCAGUCCUCUCUUUAUUUCUUCUCUAGAUUUGUGCGACUAUGUCCUCAGGAGUGACUUCAGCAGACUUAGAGCUGGAGCUGCAUGAUUUGCUGCAAGAGUUCCAGGAUGUGGUGAAGGAGCUGCAGGCCGCCCCUCAAAGCAGCCGCCAUGCAUACGAGCACGUGCUGCUGGAGGCCAAGAGUCGCACUGCACUGGGAGACGACAGCGAGGUUGAAGACUCUGAUUACAGCAGUGAAGCAUCUUUGGGGAACAGUUUGAACGCUAGCGAGGAGGAGCUGCACACAGCAGGCUUAACGCUGCCACCAAAAGCCAAGCUGGGAGACACAAGAGAGCUGGAGAGCUUUAUUGAUGUGUUGGACCGGGAACUUGCUGAGAUGUGAAGAGCCGCGUUAAGAGGAGGCGAAAACAGGCUGGAGGGGGGCAGCGCGGCCGACUGCCGCCGAGCAGAAGGACGGAUCUAAACCAAAGCACAUUCGAGGGAGCGAGCCCUCCUCUCGUUGCUUUAAGGGAAAAGGUUAAAGUCAGAAUUAAAAGGGUGUUUCAAAAAAAGGCACAAAACCCCCGACGACUUUGCGUCCUUGUCCACAAGACGAGGAGCCUGCAGCAUCGUCUUCAAGAUGUGUGACAUAUUCCCAAAUCUAGAUAAACCUCCAUCUGUCUGACAGAAGAAAGCUGCCUCCAGUCCUCGGAAUAAGUUUAUGCCUCAUUUGAAAUUCCCAACUGUACUAAACCAGGAAAUCGCCCCAAUUCCUUUGGCAUGCUUUUUAAGGAGGCUUUGUGAAGCAAAACUAUGCAGCACUUUAGUUUAACUUUAAGUCCCUACUGAGUAAUAUAAAAAUGUCAUUUGUAUUAUGUUAUUUUCACUGUACAGUUCUUGUUAUUGCUCUUUUUAAAAAAUAUAUAUAUCAAAUGUCAUGAAGGUGAAUGCAUGUAGUUUAUAAAUAAAGCUCCAUUUGGUAGGA
This is a messenger RNA of Phycodurus eques (leafy seadragon), 982 nucleotides long. Its product is annotated as regulator of cell cycle RGCC-like. Gene Ontology annotation, biological process: regulation of cell cycle. Bases 59 to 400 code for a protein of 113 amino acids. The transcript has 5 exons. NCBI's taxonomy places the organism in Eukaryota, Metazoa, Chordata, Actinopteri, Syngnathiformes, Syngnathidae. The record is from RefSeq and is a predicted model, not a curated record.